AUGCAGAACGAUAAGGACAGCAGGAUGAUGACAAAACGCAAGACCAGAAGUUCUUCCAAAUUAAUGGAUGAAUCUCGAGGAAAGAAAGGUAGAACUGAAGAUGGUGUGAUCCAGAUUGAUGGUGAUUUGCAGGCAGAUACCAGAUUUUCUUACUUACAAUUCGACAAGAAGGGUGAAACAAAGUUUACACUCCCAACACUUCUCAAGUACACUAGAGAGGAAGUGAACAUUGCCCACUACAUAUUUGCGAAGGAUCUUCCACAAAAGGAAGUCCUGGUUGAAACCAUGAUGCAAUCCUAUACACGAAAGGUGUUGCGGUCCCUCUGCCCUAAGUCUAAUGUCGAUGAUGAUGUAAUUACAGCCAUGGCUUGCCAAUUGAGCCUGGAGGAAGUUUGGAGGGAUGUUGGAGAUGGAAGAGUAGUCUGUUAUCUGCCUGCUGAACUACAAGAAAUGGUAAUUAACUAUGGCAUGACAUAA
Linum trigynum is the source of this 477-nucleotide messenger RNA. NCBI's taxonomy places the organism in Eukaryota, Viridiplantae, Streptophyta, Magnoliopsida, Malpighiales, Linaceae. The record is from the annotation of a GenBank genome assembly.